Molecule: messenger RNA, 618 nt
Organism: Haemonchus placei
Lineage: Eukaryota; Metazoa; Nematoda; Chromadorea; Rhabditida; Trichostrongylidae
Source: the annotation of a GenBank genome assembly
AUGAUAAAAAAAGACAAAGAGAAAGGUCGAACCAAAGAUCCAGAAAAAGCGCUCAGGAAAGCUGGCAAGCGAAAGAUGAUCAUGGAUGAAGGAGCGAGAAACGAUCGGUGUAAUCUCAGAAAUGGAAUGACAGAUGAGGUCAGAGAUAUGUUUCUGAAGAAACACAAUGAAUACCGGUCCCAGGUUGCAAGAGGUCUCGCCAAAGACAGGCUUGGUGGCACUGCUCCAACAGCCGGGAAAAUGGCCAGGAUGAGCUACGAUUGCAAAAUCGAAGAAAGUAUGAUGAGGUGGCUGAAUCAGUGCAAGUGGGGUCACUCCAGAGGCGAAAACGGUGAAAACAUGUUUAUGUCAACUGACACUCGCAUGAAACCGAUUACGGCUGCGGCUAUGAGCACCGAGGGUUGGUUCAGCGAAUUAGAAACCAAGGGUGUUGGAAAGGAGAACAAACUGACGAUGCAAGUAUUCAAUCGAGGUGUUGGACAUUAUACUCAGAUCAUCGAUUUUCAUGGACUGUAUGCUGUAGACACACAUCAAAAUAUUCAGAGGAAGAAAGAAUCAGCGGUUUCAGCAAAAGAUUCAGCCAGUGUAAAAUCAGCAAGCAUCUACAAUCUCGUGUAA